Messenger RNA from Leptinotarsa decemlineata (Colorado potato beetle), 2292 nucleotides. RefSeq names its product Transcription factor IIFalpha (gene TfIIFalpha). Gene Ontology annotation, molecular function: DNA binding; TFIIF-class transcription factor complex binding; RNA polymerase II general transcription initiation factor activity. Gene Ontology annotation, biological process: positive regulation of transcription elongation by RNA polymerase II; transcription initiation at RNA polymerase II promoter. NCBI's taxonomy places the organism in Eukaryota, Metazoa, Arthropoda, Insecta, Coleoptera, Chrysomelidae. Gene Ontology annotation, cellular component: nucleus; transcription factor TFIIF complex. The record is from RefSeq and is a predicted model, not a curated record.
UUCUUGUAUUUUUCGAUUGUGAAUUGUCACUGUGACCUGUCUUUGAAGUUCAUACCAUCUGUGAAGGAAAAUAAUUCUUUGUUUCUACAUCUUCAUACUACAUACUUAAGUUAACAAAUUAUGGCAAGCACGUCCACAUCGUCUAAACCCAUCAGUGUUCAAGAGUAUUCCAUAAGGGUUCCCAAACAUAUUCAAAAGAGAUAUCAUGUUAUGAGAUUCAAUGGUACUUUGGACAUUGACUUCUCAAAAUGGACCAAAGUAAGUAUGGAACGAGAAAACAAUAUGAGGGAAUUCAAAGGAGCAGAGGAGGAGCAGCCCAAGUUUGGGGCAGGAUCAGAAUUUGGCAGAGAAGCGAAAGAAGAAGCGAGACGUAAAAAACUAGGAAUUGUUGCUAGAAAAUACAAAGCUGAUGACCAACCCUGGAUUCUCAAAUCCUACGGAAGUACCAUUAAAAAAUUCAAGGGCAUCAGAGAAGGGGGAGUUUCUAAUAAUACUGCUUAUUAUGUUUUCACACAUGCUGAAGAUGGAGCCAUUGAGGCGUUUCCUUUGCAUGAGUGGUAUAAAUUUCAACCAAUUCAAAGAUAUAAAGCUUUAUCAGCAGAAGAAGCAGAGAUGGAGUUCAAUAAACGUAAUAAACAUUUGAACUUUUUUUCAUUGAUGUUGAGGAAGAGAUUGAAAGGGGAAGAAGAAGCAGAUUUAGAUGAAGGCGAAGAAAAAAGCAAAAAGACUUCAUCUAAAAAAGAAAAAGAAUUGAAAAUUUCAGACAUGGAUGAGUGGAUGGAAAGUUCAAAUGAUGAAUCCUCUGAAGAGGAGGAAAAAGAAGAAACUGAUGACGCUGAUAAGAAAAAGAAAACAAAAAAAGCAGAUCCCAAAAAGACUAAGAAGCGUGAUACUGAAGGAGAAGCUUUCGAAGAUUCAGAUGAUGGAGACGAUGAAGGAAGGGAACUAGACUACAUCAGUGAUAGCAGUGAUAGUGAACCCGAAAAUACAAACCUUGAGGGAGUUUCCGAAGAAAAGGCACUUAGGAAAUUAUUGAAUUCUGAUGAAGAGUCUGAGGAUGAUUCUGACAAAUCAGACAAGGAACAAAGUAAUGAAGAUGAACAAAAGGAUAAAGAUGAAGAUAAAAAUGAGGAAACAGAUGACAAGAAUAAAACUAAAAAGAAAAAAGGAAAGAAGAACAAGAAGGAUAUCAAGAAAGAAAUUAAAAAAGAAGGAAAAAAUGACGAUGAUGAUAAUGUUUUCAGUUCCGAUAGCAGUACUGAUGAGGAAUCUAAGAAAAGUAAACCAGAGAAGAAAGAAAAAAAGGAAAGUAAAGAAAAAGUUGAAGUUGAACCGUGCAGUGCCAAUAGUUCAAGAUCUGCCACUCCUACAGACAGCAAAAGAAAAUUAAUUAAUGAUGUUUUGGCUGGACCAAGUCCAAAGAAGGCAAAGUUAGACCUGCCAAUUUUUACUUCUAGUUCUAAUGAAUCUGGAAUAACGGAGGAUGCUGUUAGAAAAUACCUAAUGAGGAAACCUAUGACAACUACGGAACUGCUUCAGAAAUUCAAGUCUAAAAAAACAGGACUCUCAGGUGAACAGCUAGUUAAUAUAAUGACACAAAUAUUGAAGAGAAUCAACCCUGUGAAACAAACACUUAAAGGAAAGAUGUAUUUGUCUAUAAAGUCAUAGUUAAUUAUUUUACAAUUCAUAUUGUCUUUGUAUAAUAACAAAAGGUGAACAUAUUAUUUAUUUUAGAUUUUGAGUAAUGAUUUCUUCAUAAAUGAAUUGCAAAUAGAUACCACUAGGAAAACCAAUGGAGAACAGUAACAAAGAAUACUUAAUUAACUAACUACUGAAUAUAGACAGAACAUUAUAUGUAAUCAUAUGUUCAAGACAAAAAAAAUGUCUUGGAAAACAAUUCAUUAAUUUUCACUAAAGAAGUAUCUUCCAAAUAUUUAUUCAUCGCUAUCUCAACUGAAAAUUGUUUUAAUCAUUUGUGGACCACAGUGUAGAGUGAGCCAAUAAUGGUUCAAAUAUUGAAAUUUCUCGAAUAUCUACCUCAAUCCAAUGUGUAAAUUUCGAAAAAAUAUCAAUUACAUUGACAUCCUUUAACAGGGUUUUUUUAUCUUUGAUAGUCGAUACUUACUCUUCGGAGUAACUAUCAACUCAAUGACUUUUGAUUCUAUUCAAUAACUGUAUAUGAAGUGUAUAAUAUAUAGAAUAUAUUUUGAUGAUUGAGUAAAAAGAAAUUUGUACUUGCACUCAGAGUUACAUGUCGCCAAGAUAUAUCUAUAUUAAAUCUGCCACAUUUUA